This is a messenger RNA of Ictalurus punctatus (channel catfish), 1102 nucleotides long. RefSeq names its product aristaless-related homeobox protein. Gene Ontology annotation, biological process: regulation of transcription by RNA polymerase II. NCBI's taxonomy places the organism in Eukaryota, Metazoa, Chordata, Actinopteri, Siluriformes, Ictaluridae. Bases 153 to 848 code for a protein of 231 amino acids. The transcript is spliced from 4 exons. Gene Ontology annotation, molecular function: DNA-binding transcription factor activity, RNA polymerase II-specific; RNA polymerase II transcription regulatory region sequence-specific DNA binding. The record is from RefSeq and is a predicted model, not a curated record.
AAGAGUAAACCUCCUGCCCCUCCUCCUUGGAAUCCUAAUGAUGUUGUGACACAGUCCUAAUGCUGCCAGUCUUUGAUCGGCAGGAGAGCAAGAGUUACUUCCUAAACUUGGUCACUUAGUGCAUUUGAAAACGUUCGACUAAUCUUCGGGAAAUGUUAACUGUGGAAUCUAAGACUGGACAACACAAUGAGAGCUCAUUACCCAGACAAAUGGAAUCGCCAGGCACGCCUGUCCCAUACCUGUCCCACUCUAUUGAAGAUAUACUGAAAAGACCUUCCUAUUUGGUGGAGAGGGAAAUGCAGACGAUUGAAGAGAACAUGUCAGAAAAUACUUGGACACCCAAUAGAAAGGAAGACCUCAAAUCUAGCCAGUAUACAGUUUAUCGGCGGGGUCACAGAAGAGUACGGGCCACAUUCACAGCUGCCCAACUUGAGGAACUGGAAAGAGUAUUUCAAGACACUCACUACCCAGAUGUUCAUACCAGAGACUGGCUAGCCACACGCACCCAUCUGUCAGAGGGGAGAGUCCAAAUCUGGUUCCAGAAUAGAAGAGCCAAGUGGAGACGGACUGAAGUGCAGGAAAGAAACAGCGUCCAGCUGGAGUGCACCACAAGCGAAUACACAUACCCUCUCAAGGCUUCCUGUUUCUUCACACUGCAUCACCUGCCUGUGUCAUUCUACCCUCCUGUUCCUCUGUCUGAGAUCAGCACACAAGAACUGCACCCCUUCGUUGCGUCUCAUCAGUUCCGUGGACUGCCAUACCAACCGUGGUUCUCAAACUUUACACCUCAUCAUGCCAACACACACAGCAAGCAGAUGCGUCUUCCAUCUCAUUUACUGCUUUAUUAAAAUGUUAUGCAAAAAAGACUAUAUGGAGAUUUGACACAGGAAUGUUAUGUACACAGCACUGUUUUUACAAUAUAUGUGUGUGUGUGUGUGUGUGUGUGUGUGUGUGUGUGUGUGUUUUGAUCUGUAAAUGACUUGAGUAAUCACAUUAAACUUUUUACAAAGGCAAACUAUAUGGCAUGGUAGUUGACAAUUCUGUAUCUCUAAGGACUGUUAGAAUCCUAUUAUGUAUAACGUAGUAGACUAACCCAGUAAAC